AUGAAAGUUAAUUGCCAUUUACCAAAUAAUGAAAAUCAAACCGUAGAGUUUGAUUUAAAUCCAGAAAAAACAUCAAUCCAUGACCUCAAGAGCCUAAUUUUUGAUAAAACCGGAACUCCAAUUCAUAACCAAAUUAUUGAAAUGGACAAAAAGAAAUUAACAACAAAGUAUGACAAAAAGAAAUUAUCAAACUUUAAAGUUUCUGAAAAUUCCGAUAUUAGAAUGAUGUAUGACCUUGAAGGUGGUUGUGGAGGAGGUUGCGACAUAUGUUAUAAAAAAGCUUUUUUUUUAUUUUUUUUUUUUUUUUAA
Molecule: messenger RNA, 309 nt
Organism: Dictyostelium discoideum AX4
Lineage: Eukaryota; Evosea; Eumycetozoa; Dictyosteliales; Dictyosteliaceae
Exons: 3
Coding region: 1-309 (102 amino acids)
Source: RefSeq, a predicted model, not a curated record